AUGUUCCUCUCAACUAUCAGAGCACAAUGUCUGGCAUUGCGUCCAAACUCCCUAGUUCUCCCACACUUGACUACACAAUACAGGUCUUUAUCGACAUCUACCGAGAAAGAGCCGUAUUGGCAGAAAAUCGAGCCCUGGAAAGACGUUACGGCAGAGGACUUCAAGUCCUAUCGAUGGCAGCUUGCAAAUACCGUACCCGACACGCGAAGACUACAUCGUUUCUUGUCGGAUGUUCUUCCGCCGGUACUUGGUACCUCGAAAAACCGUCUGCUCAGCAAAAUAAGGACAAGGGAGCAGUUCAUCGAAGACGCGACUGCUGCGCUAAAGUUGGCGCCAAUGGCGAUCAGAUUGACCCCGCAUCUCCUAUCAGUUAUCGACUGGGAAAACCCGCUAGAUGAUCCGAUUCGUCGACAGUUUCUCCCAUUGGCAAGUGGGAUUGUUCCGGAUCACCAGAAGUUGACGCUCGACUCACUCAACGAGCAGGACGACUCACCUGUACCUGGCCUAGUCCACCGCUACCCUGGAAGGGCUUUAUUUCUUGCAACAUCGAUCUGCCCAGUGUACUGCCGAUUUUGUACUCGCUCCUACGCUGUGGGAGCCAACACAGAGACCGUUUCGAAGUCACCACAGAAGCCUAGUCGGCGGCGGUGGGAGGUCGUUUUCCAACACAUCGAGAAUGAUCCAAGCCUUCAUGACAUCGUCGUCUCUGGCGGUGACGCCUACUACCUGCAACCUGAAGAUCUUCGAGAGAUAGGCGAACGGCUACUCAGCAUCCCUCAUAUUCAGCGUAUUCGUUUCGCCUCGAAAGGCUUGGCUGUGGCUCCGUGUCGCAUUGCUGACGAAACUGAUCCAUGGACCAACGUUCUCAUUGAACUUUCGAACAAAGGCCGAGACAUGGCCAAACAAGUGUGCCUGCACACGCACAUCAACCAUGUCAACGAAAUCACGUGGGUCACACGUGAAGCUGCCAAUCGUCUGUUCAAGCAUGGUGUGAUUGUACGCAACCAGUCGGUGCUGCUGAAGGACGUCAACGACACCAAGGAGGCCCUUUCUAACCUGAUCGAGGCGCUUGCCAGCAUGAACAUUCAGCCUUAUUACAUCUACCAGUGCGAUAUGGUACGUGGCAUCGAAGACUUGCGCACACCCCUGCGAACGAUCCUGGACCUUGAUAAGGAACUACGCGGCACGCUCUCUGGAUUCAUGAUGCCAUCUUUCGUUAUCGAUCUUCCGGGCGGUGGCGGUAAGCGUCUCGUCAGUACAUGUGAGUCGUACGACGAAACCACGGGCGUUGCGGUAUACAGAGCUCCCGGCUUACCCGGCAAAAAAGGCACUCAGACUUACGAGUACCAUGACCCUAAGCCAGUCUCAGACGAUGUUCUCGAAGAGUUGCGUCAGGAGCAGGAGCAAGCUCUCGAGCAGAAUUUGACUCUGCAAGACCUCGUCAGUCCUGUAGCUCCGCCGAGGCCAUCCAUGCCGCUUCGACGUCCACCAUUCGACUUCGACAUCGCCGUUCCGCGGAAGCGUACUCCUGCCAGCAUCCGGCGCACAGCUGUCAAGCCGGAGGCGUUAGCUUUGCAACUCAGCACCACCAACUAUCAGCCUUCAUCUUCCGCGGCCGCGGCUUAG
Messenger RNA from Didymella exigua CBS 183.55, 1626 nucleotides. RefSeq names its product kama family protein. The transcript is spliced from 6 exons. Bases 1 to 1626 code for a protein of 541 amino acids. The record is from RefSeq and is a predicted model, not a curated record. NCBI's taxonomy places the organism in Eukaryota, Fungi, Ascomycota, Dothideomycetes, Pleosporales, Didymellaceae. Gene Ontology annotation, molecular function: catalytic activity; iron-sulfur cluster binding.